UAUCGGUUGUGAAUGGAUUAAAGCUACAAAAAUUUAAAACUUGAUCAAAAGUUAACAAAAAAUCUGAACAAAAAAAAAAAAAAAAAUUUCUUUAAACCCACAUAAAAUUAUUUUAUUUUUUUGUUUUUUCACCCCACCUACUUCACCUGUUUAAAACAUUUCGCAUUUUAACCUUCACGCGUUUUUAAUCUUAAAUUAAUUUGAAAAACAAGAACUAUUUUGAAAUAUUACAAAAAAAAAGUGUUAAAUAAUUUUAGAAAUUACAAAACAAAAAAUUUUUUCUAAAUGAAAAUAAAGAAAUAAAUUGUGUUAAAAAAUAAAUUAUACAUGUGUGUACAUACUUAUGUAUAAAUAAAUAUAUGUAAAUUUAGUAUAUAAAAAUUAUAAUUGUUCAAAAUGACAAAGAGCCUAAUAUUUUCUAGUUUAAUUUUACAAAUUUUUCACCAGUGUUAUUGUCAAGGACUUUAUUCAAUAUUAGCACCAAGUACAAUUAGACCAAAUUCCGAAUAUCAUGUAGCAGUUAAUGUGUAUCGUAAUGGAGAACCAGCAACAAUAAAAUUGGGUAUUAUAAGUCCAAAUUAUUCAAAUUUUAAGACUGUAGAAGUACGUCCGUUUUUCUCAGAAUUAGUACAAUUCGAUUUACCAGACAUAAAAGAAGACAAUUAUAAGCUUACAGCUGAGGGUAUUUCUGGUUUAACAUUCACCAAUGAAACCAAUCUACUAUAUGAUUCUAAACAAUUAUCAGUUUUAGUACAAACUGAUAAAGCUAUUUAUAAACCGGGUGAUAUUAUUAGAUUUAGAAUAUUAAUACUAGAUGAAAAUUUAAGACCAGCUAAAAAUUAUGGAGAAGUUACUGCUGAAAUGAGAGAUUCCCAAGGAAAUUUAAUUAGAACAUGGAACGAUAUUCGUUUAACAAAUUCCAUAUAUAAAGAUGAGAUUCAAUUAACUGGAGAUUUUCCUGCUUUAGGUGAAUGGACAAUUAAUGUAAUAGUUAUGAAAGAAACCCAUGUCAAAACAUUCGAAGUUGAUGAAUAUAUUGUACCGAAAUAUAAAAUUUCAAUUGAAACAGCUAAGCACACGUUUUAUAAAGAUGGCAAAAUUACAGCAAUAAUACGCGCUAAAGAACAUUUUGGAAAAUCAAUUAAAGGUGAAGUAACUGUAGCAAUUUAUCCUAAAUUUUAUCAAUCAUUGCAACCAUUUAUACUUGGUUUAAUAACACGAAAAGUUGUGCCAUUAGAUGGAAAAGCAUAUAUAGAAUUUGAUAUUAAAGAUGAAUUAAAUUUUAAAGAAGAUUACAGACGUGAUAUAUUAUUAGAAGCUACUGUAGAAGAACAAUAUACCGGUAGAAAACAAAAUACAUCCACUGUAGUUUCAUUAUAUCGUGACCGGUAUAGUAUUGAAGCUGUUCGAAUACCAAAAUAUUAUGUACCAAAUGUUCCAUUCGAUAUUUUAAUUAAAGUUUCACAACAAGAUGGAACACCUAUUCAAGAUCCAGCCAAUCUUGUAUCAGCAUAUUAUACAGAUAGUCCUAGCAGCGAAGAACUUAAGAAUAAAACUGAAGUUAAAUUAAAUAAUUUUGGAAUGGCUACACUACAAUUUGUAAUUCCAGAUACUGAAACAGCUGAUCAACAAGCUAUCAUUGUUAAAUACUUAGAUGUUACGUCAGAAGUUGGCACAAUAGAAAGAAAACAAAGCCGUAGUGAAAACUUUAUACAAGCAGAAAUUUUAAACGAAAAACCAACUGUUAAUCAAGAAGUCAACAUUGUUGUUAGAUCAAAUGAGCUAAUGAAGUAUUUCAUGUAUCAAAUUGUUGGACGUGGCGACAUUAUAACUUCAAGAACUAUUAAUGUUGAUAAUUCAAAUUAUCAUAGCUUUAAAUUCUUGGCAACUUUUGCAAUGGUUCCGAAAGCAAAUCUAAUUGUUUCUUAUGUAGAUAGCACAGGAGAAUUGAUUUUUGAUGAACAAGUGAUCGAUUUUGGUGACGAUUUGUGGAAUUUCGUUCAUAUUGAAGCACCUGAAAAAUCGUCUCCAGGGCAAGAAGUAGAUAUAACAAUUACUACAAAACCCUACUCAUACAUUAUGUUAACGGCUGUUGAUCAAAGUGCUGUCGAUAUAAGAUGUUGUGAAAAUGAUAUUACUAAGGAUAUGAUAAAUGAUGAGCUAAGUAAAUAUGAUGCAGAUACUGAAAUGACUAAUCGGGGCAGCCCUGGUCAUGAUUCAGGUUUAAUAAUACUAACAAAUUCCGACUAUUUUGCAAUCAAAUCUGAUUCCACAAAAGCUCCACCCACCACAUUAAAUGUUGUUGAAAGUGACGAAAAACUUACAAAAAAAACUGAUAUCGGUCCAGCUCAUACCUUUGAUGUGAACACCAAACCACCUUUAGCAGGUCCAUAUGCUUUCAGUAGAAUUCCAAAACCAUUUUGGAAUCGUCCCAGAGUACAUGUUAUGGGUGAUGUAAUGGAUACAUGGUUAUUUAUGAAUAUUUCAUCAGGAAAUGAUGGACGUGUAACAGUUCAACAAAAGCUUCCCAAUUCCAUGAAUUCUUGGAUGGUUACGGCGUUUUCAGUUGAUCCCAUUACUGGUUUGGGUAUCCCAAAAAAUACCAGAUCUAUAGAAUAUUUCAGAUCUUUUUAUAUAACUACGGAAUUACCUUAUUCAAUAAAAAAAGGUGAAAUUAUUUCAAUUCCUUUUGUUGUUUUUAAUAAUCAAAACAAGGAAAUCGAAACUGAAGUAACUCUAUAUAAUGUUGCACGUGAAUUUGAUAUAGUUCAAAUUAGUAAUGAAUUAGAACCAAAUACAUCAACUGUUGAGUUAUACAGUCGUCAAUCUCUAAGAAUCCCAGCGAACUCUGCUCAAUCUGUUUCAUUUAUGAUACAAACCAAAAGAAUUGGACCUGUUAUGAUUAAAGCUACAGCUAAUACCCCGCUUUCCGGUGAUACAAUCGAGAAAAUUUUGAUGGUUGAACCUGAAGGAACCCCAAUAAUGGUGACUCGAGGAAUCCUUUUGGAUUUACGUUCUGGAAAACCAAUCAAAGAAAAUAUAACUAUAGGAAUUCCUAAAAAUGCUAUACCUGAUUCUUCAUAUAUUGAAGUUUCUGUCGUUGGCGAUCUUUUAGCAUCUGCAAUAAAAAGCCCAGAGAAACUUUUAGACAAACCAGAUGGUAGCGGUGAACAAAAUAUGGCAAAAUUUAUGCCCAAUUUAAUGGUACUACAUUAUUUACAAAAAGCAAACUAUGGAAGACCAGAAAUUGAAAUGAAAGCAAUAAAGUAUUUGGAACUUGGUUACCAGAGGCAACUUUUUUAUAGGCAUUCAGAUGGAUCAUUUAGUGAAUUCGGAAGUGCAACUGAUAAAGUCGGAAGUACUUGGUUGACGGCAUAUGUUGCACGAGCAUUUAAACAAGCUGAAAGUUAUAUUGAAAUAGAUCAUACAAUUGUUAGUAGAGCUUUACAAUAUUUAGCAAAAAUUCAAGCACCAGAUGGUCGUUUUCCAGAGCUAGGUGAUGUAACAAUACGUUUCGAAGAUGAUGGAAUUAGUUUAACAGCAUUUACUUUAUUAGCAUUUUUGGAAAAUUCAAAUAACAUUCCAGAACAUAGAAAUGUAAUUAGCAAUGCUAUAAAUUAUUUAGUCAAAAGUUUAUCAACCACAAAUGAUGUAUAUCCGCUCGCAAUUUCAGCAUAUGCUCUAUCAGUUGCAAAUCAUAAUACUAAAAAUUUGGUAGUUCAACGUCUUGAUUCUUUGGCAACUUAUGAAGGUGACAAAAAAUGGUGGUCUAAACCAUAUCCAGUCUCUGAAAAGAAAAGUCCUUGGUACAAUAGUACUCGUUCAAUUAAUAAUGAAAUAACUGCUUAUGCUGCUUUGGCGCUCUUAGAAAAUAACUAUAUAUCAAAUGCAAUUCCAGUUUUAAAAUGGUUAGUUGAUCAAAGAACUAAAAUGGGAUCAUUUGUAUCAUCCCAGGAUACAGUUGUUGGGUUACAAGCAUUAAUUAAAUUUUCGGAAAGAGUACCAGAUAUUCAACCAAACGUUCAAGUAACAUUUGAACCGAAUGAUGGAUCAGAAACUAGAAUUAGUGUUAACAAUGGUAAUGCUCUUGUACUUCAAACAACUCAGCUGCCAAAUAAUAUUAAAAAUGUAACGGUUAAAGCAUCUGGUAGCGGUUUGGCACUGGCCCAAGUUUCAUACAAGUAUAACACCAAUAUUACUGGCGCAUGGCCUCGUUUUUCAUUAGAUCCACAAGUUAAUCGAAUUUCACAUGCAAAUUAUUUACAUUUGUCCAUUUGUGCAAGUUUUGUGUCAGUUCCCGGUGAAAAUAAUAGAUCAAAUAUGGCAAUAAUGGAAGUAAAUUUACCAAGUGGUUUUACAGUCGAUUUGGAUACACUACCAUCAUUAGAAGCGAACGAAAGAAUAAAGAAAGUCGAAACUCGAAUGCGAAAUACGGUUGUUGUAAUAUAUUUCGACUAUUUAGGUCGUAGAGAAAUUUGCCCAACUCUUGAUGCUUACAAAACAUAUAAAGUAACAAAACAUCGACCAGUACCUGUCAUUAUAUAUGACGUUUAUGAUAGUGCACGAAAAGCCAGAAUGUUUUAUAGGGCACCGAAAUCAACACUAUGUGAUAUUUGUGAAGGUUCAAGUUGUGGAAAAUCAUGUGGACCACAAGAACAGCGGCAAUCCAGAGUACUUGUUGAUUUCGAUGAAAAACUAAUUAAGGCUAAAACGGGCGGUGGGGCACAAUCAAUAUUUUCAACGACGUUUUCUACAACAAUUUUAAUAGCAUUAUUUAUAGCAAGAAUAAUUACUUAAUUAUUACAUACAUGUACAUAUGUUAAUUUAUAGUAACAUAAUUUUUACAGUUUAAAAUUAUAAUGCCAUCUGAAUAAAAAAAAGUAUUUUGUUUGAUUGUUAAGUUAAAAAAUAAGUUUACUAGGUUAUGUAAACGCAAAAUUAAAUUUUUAAUAGAGUGUACAAUAUGAUUUUGUUGUAAAAGAAAAUUUUUAAAAAUCGAAUACUUAAAAUUUUUAAAUAACUUACUAAUUAAAAUUAUUAUUUUUCUCAAUUAUGUAAUUUUUUUCCCUUAAAAAUAAAUUCCAUACAAAUUUUAUUGAUAAAAUUAAAAUAAAAGUACAUGAAAUAAA
Condylostylus longicornis is the source of this 5129-nucleotide messenger RNA. RefSeq names its product thioester-containing protein 1 allele R1 (gene Tep3). The transcript has 17 exons. Gene Ontology annotation, molecular function: endopeptidase inhibitor activity. Lineage: Eukaryota; Metazoa; Arthropoda; Insecta; Diptera; Dolichopodidae. Bases 397 to 4797 code for a protein of 1466 amino acids. Gene Ontology annotation, cellular component: extracellular region. The record is from RefSeq and is a predicted model, not a curated record.